Messenger RNA from Coregonus sp. 'balchen', 14535 nucleotides. The record is from the annotation of a GenBank genome assembly. Lineage: Eukaryota; Metazoa; Chordata; Actinopteri; Salmoniformes; Salmonidae.
AUGGCGGUCAGCAUCCGAGGCCGUCCGAGCCGAAGCAUUCGGAUGCGAGGUGAGACGAGAUAUUUCAAUCUGGACCAGAGAUUAGCAACCCUCCAAAACACAAAGCUGAACUUUCCUUGUGCCUGUUAGUUGCUUUCUCCUUGCUAUCCUUUAUUGAUUGUUGUGUCUGCUUUGCUUUGACAGGUCGGAAUGACAGUGGGGAGGAACAUGUACCACUCGAUCUUUCCAGAGGUGGGUGAAUCAGAUUGGAACAUGGAUUGUCAGCAUCCCAUUUAUUGAAUCGUAGAUAGUUAUCCUAUGAUUAAAAUGCUGCUAGCUAGCUACUAAAUGGCCGAAAAUCCUAAUGUAUCUGCAUACAAAAUCCUUGUUACUAACAUGGUUUCCCCUUUAUUUACAUUUAGCUAGUUAGCAUAGUUAGCAGUAAUUCAUAACAUGAUCAUCACAUUGUUGUUUUGAUGCAUCUGAUUUGCAGCAAUAGCUAACAGUGAAUGCGAAAUAGAUAGCAUUCUAGCUAAUGUCAUUCAUUGUUUCUAUCUUACUGAAUAUGGCUUGUAUAGCUACAAUUCAAUGCUAAUUCAAUGCCAUUGGCAUUGGUUUUCAACUAGAGAAAUGUGUCCCAGUCCCUUCCUUGAUUUUUGUAGAAUAGGCCCAUGCCUUGUAUUGAAGCUUAAUGCCAGCAGUUAGGACUAUCCUACCUUAUCAUCAUGAUCCAAAUACUAAGGAUCUUUAUUGCAUUGUUUAUGUUUUUGCAUCAUGGGAGAAAAUGUAACUGGCCUUUUUACAGGAAUACUCUGUCCCUGUGAUAUCCUAUAUUUCCUCAGGGACACUUCACACUAAUUCACUUCAUGCUCCAAAGUUGAAGUCACUUGUCUGAAGCAUAGAAUAGCACAUUCUGACCAUUGAAGAAGAGUCAUGUUUUAAUCAUGUAUAGCUCUAAUUUGUUUAUUGCUAUGCUCAGUCUAGUGAAGAAUUGUUUCACUUCAGGAUAGAAUAAACAUGGCAUGGUUGUUUUCAAACAGACAAACAUUGUGCAUUUUAGUUGAAUAGAUUUGCCUCAAACGCAUGUUUUGCAGUUAUCCCAAGUAGUUUUGUUGAAAUAACAACAUAGUACAAUUUGUUGAAUCAUCACAGGGACCUACAAAUAACAUCCUACCAUGGAUAUAGAACCUGUGGGUACUUUUAUUUACACCAGACUUUACAGUCGUGUGCUGUUACAAACUCUUCUUUCGGUGGGGGUACCUUUUAUUUAGGUGUGCCCUGAUCCCAAAUGUGUUUCUGUUUCCAGUUUAUUGCUGGUCACAUUCACUAAUGAGGCUUUGUCACGCUCAUGCAGGUCUCACCUGAACACAGUGUGUUUUGUUACUGGAAUGUAUUGGAACAGAGUUGAGCCUGGUGAAUAAACUUACUGACCACUUAUUGACCUUGAUUGACCUUGAUGUAUCAUUUCAGAUCCUUCAGACAACCUUCGGGAAAUCCUUCAGAAUGUUGCCAAGCAACAAGGAGUCUCCAACAUGCGCAAACUCGGUCACCUGAACAACUUCAUAAAGGUUUGUGGGGCAACAUCUCAGCAGACAUUAAGGGAUACUUCAGGAUUUUGGCAAUUAGUCCCUUUAUCUACUUCUCCAGAGUCAGAUGAACUUGCGGAUACCAUUUUUAUGUCUCUGUGUGAAGUUUGAAGGAAGUUACUAACGAGCGCUAGCGCAAUUGCUAACUAGCGUCAGCGCAAUGACUGGAAGUCUAUGGUAUCUGCUAACAUGCUAUCAGAUGCCCAUAGACUUCCAGUCAUUGAGUUAACGCUAGUUAGUAUUGGCUCGCGAAACUACCUCUAUCUUCCUUCAUACUGGACACAGAGACCUAACAAUGGUAUCCACAAGUGAAUCUGACUAAAUCCCGAAGUAUCCCUUUAAGUGUAUGUAACGUUUGAUUCUUUGUGUUUGGAUGUGAUCUUAUGAGUUUUUUUUAUUUUCUACAUCUGUUACAGCUUCUCUGCAAUGUAGGCCACUCAGAGGAGAAGCUUGGGUUUACACAUGAAGAGAUCAUCAUUUGGUGAGUCUUUUGAGAAAUUAAUCUCCACCAGUGCUACAUGUACAGUACUAGUUUCUCUGGGUUGAUUUUGUGAUGUUUCUACUAUACCAUGAUACAAAAAAUAAAGUGCAGAUUCAUUGUUCCUCAUUCUACUUUACCUCUCUCUCUCUCUCUCGUCUCUCUCUCUCUCUCUCUCUCUCUCUCGCUCUCGCUCUCGUCUCUCUCUCUCUCUCUCUCUCUCUCUCUCUCUCUCUGUCUCUCGCUUUCUCUCUCUCUCCACUUCCUUCCCCUCUUCUAGUCUCCGGUUAGCACUGUUGAAUGAGGCUAAGGAGGUGCGAGCUGCAGGCCUGAGGGCUCUCCGCUACCUGAUCAGAGACAGCGCUAUUCUCCAGAAGGUCCUCCGGCUUCAGGUAGACUACCUGAUCGCCAGGUGAGUGCUACAUCUAUGCUGUGUGUGUGUUUUAUGCCAAUGUUGAGCCCACUUAACCUUUCAACCACUAAUUGUGUAUUUUCCUCUCCAGGUGCAUAGACAUCCAGCAAAGCAAUGAGGUGGAGAGGACACAGGCUCUCAGGCUGGUGCGAAAGGUGAGACACCCCAACCUCUCCCUAACUAAAUUCAGUAAGAUGUUGAGGUAUGACCAGUUAUAUGUCUAUUUGUUAAACAAUAAAGAUCCCUCUGUCACCGGAGUACUACAAUGUGAGAUGAGUGUGAGACACUGAUCUGUCCCCUCUCUGCUGCCCCCUACAGAUGAUCACUGUGAAUGCACUGCUCUUCCCCUCGUCUGUCACCAACUCCCUCAUUGCCGUGGGCAACGAUGGGCUACAGGAGCGAGACCGCAUGGUACGCGCCUGUAUCGCCAUCAUCUGUGAACUUGGUGGGUGAGAGAGCAAACACACACAAACGUAUCUAUACCAUACGUGAUGUGAUGUUAUUAUAUUAUUAUAAUUAUAAUUAUAUGUUCUGGUUAAACCCUGUGUGAUUCCUUUGUUUUGCAGCUCUGAAGAACCCUGUGGUGGUAGCCCAGAGGGGUGGUCUCAGCACCAUUCUGAAGAACGUGAUCGACUGUCAGCUGAGCCGCAUGAACGAGGCACUCAUCACUACCAUCCUACACCUCCUCAACCACCCACACACACGCCAGUAUGUGCGCUCGGAUGUGGAGCUCGAGGUACUGACAACACACACACACACACACACACACACUCUCGCACACAAAGAGCAGCAUUCAUAAACAGGAAUUUGAUUAUUUCCUCAUUGAAUGCGAUUGUUCUUCUUCUUCUGUUUCUCUAACAGCAAAUCCUGGCCCCUUACACUGACUUCCACUACAGACACAAUGCAGACACGCCAGAGGGGCAGCUCAAGUGAGUGUGGAUGAUAGUGCAAUAUAUUUAAUUAUGUACUAUGCACUGUAUUUUAUGGAGUGUUGUAUUGACUGUUGGAAUCAUUUUGGGGAUUUGAAUCAUGCAUUCUGAUGUCCACCCCAGGGAAGACAGGGAGGCUCGAUUCUUGGCCAGUAAAAUGUCCAUAGUUGCUUCCUUUCGCUCCUGGUCAGGUAAACUUUACCCCUUCAUAUUCAAUAAUAUCUGAGUUUGAGUGUGUAUAUACCCUGAUGGCUCUUUACGUGAUAUUAGUGGUGUGGUAUAAACAUAGGAUGAAGAUGUCCCUAUCUGAUCCUACUCUGUCUACUUCUCACUCCAGGCAUCAUUAACCUGUGCAAGUCAGGCAACUCUGGAAUCCAGUCUCUUAUUGGCCUGCUCUGUAUACCAAAUAUGGAAGUAAGGGUAAGUACAACAUCAAAUAGACAUUAUCAGCACCUGACAACUGAGGUGAAAGGGAAUGCAGUGUCCUCAAGUUUACCUCAAGAUUGCUUUAUGGUUGUGCUCAAUAACGCAGAUAACAAUGUCACUCAGUUUAAUGUAGGAAUAAUGUAGAGCACACCCUAAAACUAUCAUUAUUUUCUGACUUCUCAUCAAAAUGUUAUACAUUUUUUAUUAGUGAUUAAUAAAGUCUCUAUUAAGAGUGUGUGGUGUAAACCUGGUUCCUCUCGACCUCCCACAGAAAGGCUUAUUAGAGGUGAUAUAUGAUAUCUUCCGGCUCCCCAUGCCGGUUGCGACUGCAGACUUUAUGGAAGCACUUGUCAGUGUGGGUGGGUACAAUGUCACUUUUUGUGUCUUUUCAAGUUAAUAGCCUUUCUUUUCUUGUCAUAUAUCUCAUGUACCAUGUAUUAUUAGGUAACAAAGUAUACUUGUCUAUAUUCCACCUGUAGACCCUAGUAGGUUCCAAGACAAUUGGAGGUUAUCAGAUGGCUUUGUGGCUUCCGAAGCAAAAGUUAUCCUUCCACAUCGAGCUCGGUCAAGGUAAGAACAAUCACUUAUUUGAACUCUCUUUAACUCAUGAUUGAUUUAGACAUUGUCUGCAUAAACUCAAUUUGUUCUCUUACUGCCCUCAGGCCUGACUUAAUGGAUAACUACCUAGCGUUGGUACUGUCUGCCUUCAUCAAGAGUGGACUUCUUGAGGUAUGGUCAUCAAUAUCAGAGGAUCAAUACGUUUGUGUAUAUUCAACCAAAUAGGGCAGUUGCAUAUCUGUCAAUAUUGGUACCUAAAGAUCCCACACACAAACUACUAUUGUCUGUCGUGUAAAGCCUGUGUACCUCUCAACAGGGUCUCGUUGAGGUUAUCACAAGCACUGAUGACACCAUCUCUGUGCGAGCCACCAUUCUACUGGGAGAACUGCUUCACAUGGUAACUCAACUCACUGUUCGCUCAGCUGUUAACAUUAUGUGAGGUCAAUGAACUGGACCAGAGGAGGAUAUGCUGUAGGACUUUUUGACACAUUUGUUUUUAAUGAGUUUUUAUGGUCCCAGGUGUUAUUGUUGUAACUGUUUAUUUUUGUUUCCCUCCCAGGCCAACACCAUCCUGCCCCACUCCCACAGCCACCACCUGCACUGUCUGCCCACACUCAUCAACAAGGCAGCCUCCUUCGACAUCGCUCAGGAGAAGAGACUGUGAGUGACAGCUACUUACCAUAGAGUACUGAGGACAUUCCUUGGGGUCACUGUAGACGGGGACCAUUGUGAGGAAUUUACUCUGUCGCAGACAGGAGAAAAGACUAUGACUAGUUACAUGAAACUCUCUAACCUAAUCCUCAUUAAACAAUGUACACUGAGUGUACAAACAUUAGAAACACAUGCUCUUUCCAUGACAUAGACUGACCAGGUGAAAGCUAUGAUCCCUUAUUGAUGUCACUUUAAUCAGUGUAGAUGAAUGGGAAGAAACAGGUUAAAGAAGGAUUUUUAAGUCUUGAGACAAUUGAGACAUGGAUUGUGUAUGUGUGCCAUUCAGAGGGUGAAUGGGCAAGACAAAAGAUUUAAGUGCCUUUGAACGGGGUAUGGUAGUAGGUGCCAGGCGCACCGCUUUGAGUGUGUAAACAACUUAAAUGUUGCUGGGUUUUUCACGCUCAACAGUUUCCCAUUUGUAUCAAGAAUGGUCCACCACCCAAAGGACAUCCAGCCAACUUGACACAACUGUGGGAAGCAUUGGAGUCAACAUGGGCCAGCAUCCCUGUGGAACGCUUUCGACCCCUUGUAGAGUCCAUGCCCUGACGAAUUUAGGCUGUUCUAAGGGCAAAAGGGGUGCAACUCAAUAUUAGGAAGGUGUUCCUAAUGUUUUGUACACCCUAUGUAUAUGCUACAAGAGAGUCCCAUAAAAUACAUUGGAUUUUGUAUUAUUAACACGGACACUGACACAACAGCUGUUUUUUUUUAAAUUCAGACGGGCGAGUGCAGCGGUCAACUACCUGAAACAUUUCCAUGAGAAGAAGAAGAGAGGACCCAAACCCAACAGCCUGUACCUGGACCACAUCAUCUGCAAAUCGAAGGCUUCUCACUACUGUAGAGACCAGUACUUUAGACCACAGAGAGAUAUCUUUGUCAUUAAGGUACAUAUCAAACCAUGCCACUGUGUUGCAACACAAGCUUCUUGGAUUUGUUGUAGUGGUAUUUGUAAUGCUGUCCUUGUUUGCAUUGCAGGACACUGAGGAUGCUCUCAUGAUGAACCUGAGAGACAGCCACAUCCUCAACCACAAAGAAAACCUGGACUGGAAUUGGGUUCUCAUCGCAACAAUAUUGAAGGUGAGUGGACCAGGACUGCAAUAAAUACUUAUUCCAGUCAGUAUCUUUUACAGUACUGUCUUUUGUUCAAAGGAGUAAAAAAAAAACUUCAUUUUUACCCGUCUGUAGUGGCCAAAUGUUAACCUGCGGAGCAAUAAAGAUGAACAAAUGCACAAGUAAGUACAAUGUUCACCUCCUGUUUGUAACUAUAGCAAACCAAAGGUUCUCUCUCUGUCUGACCCUGGGUUCUCUCUCUGUCUGACCCUGGGUUCUCUCUCUGUCUGACCCUGGGUUCUCUCUCUGUCUGACCCUGGGUUCUCUCUCUGUCUGACCCUGGGUUCUGUUUCUGCAGGUUUGUGCGCAGGCUGCUGUUCUUCUAUAAGCCCAGCAGUAAGCUGUACGGCAUCCUGGAGCUGGACCACAGUAAGGCCAGGCAGCUCACUGUGGUGGGAUGUCAGUUCAUCAAGUUCCUCCUGGAGUCUGAGGAGGUGAGAGGGUUUACUAUGAGGCACAACUCUAUUAGACUACUGAUAUUUACACACAACAGUGGAUAAUUUCACUAUCCAGACUUAUUAAUGAUCAGUACACAAAGUUAAACAACUUUUGAUUGAAACUCUUUUGAUAAUCAAAUAUUGAAUUACAUGACUUUACGUGACCUCUCUAUCAAUGUCCAACAGUUCUUCAACAUUACCUUUGUCUGUGUGUCAGGAUGGGCAGGCGUACCUGGAGGACCUAAUAAAGGACAUAGUUCAGUGGCUCUCCUCUUCCUCAGGGCUCAAGCCUGACCGCAGUCUCCAGAGCAACGGCUUGCUCACCACUCUCAGCCAGCACUACUUCCUGUUCCUGGGCACUCUCUCCUCACACCCGCAUGGGAUCAAGAUGCUGGAGAAGUGCAGUGUCUUCCAGUGGUCAGUCUCACCGUCCACUAGUCUGUUUUUCCAAACAUGUACUCUGAUCAUACCUCUUGGGAGAUCCCUAAUGUCUUGGAAUCUGUCCCAUUUAAAGGUGCCCGAUGCCUUUUUAAGCUGCUGCAGAGAGAAUUUCCUUUGUCCUCUUUCACUCUCACUUCAUCUUCACUCAAAUCAUUGUGUUGGAGUGUGUAUGGUACUUGAGCAGUACAUUGAUUCUCUGUAUCCUGUGCUCUCCUACUAGCCUGUUGAACAUCUGUACUCUGAAGAAUCAGGACCACCUGCUGAAACUCACUGUCUCCAUACUGGACUACAGCCGUGACGGGCUGUCCAGGGUCAUUCUGUCCAAGAUCCUCACUGCUGCCACUGACGUAAGAACACCACCACUAACACUGAGAAAACACACAGAUGGAAUUCGCACACAAAUGGAUAAAUCUUGGUUUCAUAGAGGUGGUCGGAGGAGCUUGCACAGGUGUUUGGAAAGCAAACUUAUGAGCAACUUGGUUUGUUGUGUUUUCAAUGGAGCAUAUGUUAGUGUUUUUGAGUGACAGCCUGUCCUCUUCUGCCCUCUUGGUGUACCACAGAACUGCAGGUUGUAUGCCACUAAACACCUGCGGGUGCUGCUUCGUGCCAACGUGGAGUUCUUCAGUAACUGGGGCAUCGAGCUUCUGGUCACCCAGCUCCACGACCGCAACAAGACCAUCUCCAUGGAGGCGCUGGACACACUGGACGAGGCCUGUGAGGACAAGGUGAGGGAUGAGGGGCCUGAGUGUCUGUUGUGGUGCCUUGCUAUGUGCUGUUCCCUGGGAACUGUUAUACCUUACAGUCUGUACUUUAGUUUAGUCCAGCAGCUUUUGACUCCAGAAGUGUAUUAGCUGACGUGUCUCUGUGGUGUUUUUUCCUCCAGGCAAACCUCCAUGCUCUGAUCCAGAUGAAGCCAGCUCUCACUCACCUGGGGGACAAGGGGGUCCUGCUGCUGCUACGGUAAGCUGCUGGGAGAAAACUCAGCUAUUUUUUGCUUUUCUGUAUUAGGUCCCUUUGUCUCUGACCUCUGGGAUUCUUAUCUCCAGGUUCUUGUCCAUUCCAAAGGGCUUCUCCUACCUCAAUGAGAGGGGUUACGUCACCAAGCAGCUAGAGAAAUGGCAGAAGGUACAUUUAUACUCAACCAAACAAUGGCAUGAAUUAUGAUUUGCAUCUUUUUGCUGUCACAUGAAAGCAUAGAAAACUCUUGAGUUUUUAUAUCAUUCUGUGUUUUGCAGGACUAUAACCUGAAGUAUGUGGACAUGAUAGAGGAGCAGCUUAACGAGGCUCUAACCACGUACCGCAAGCCUGUCGACGGAGACAACUAUGUACGCCGAAGCAACCAAAGGUUACAGAGGCCAAAUGUUUAUCUUCCUGUGCAUCUGUAUGGCCAGCUUGUCCAUGAUAAGACAGGCUGCCAUCUACUGGAAGUCCAGGUAACUGCAGCUACUUGAACCACUCACUAUUACACUAGUCAAGUAGCAUAUACAAGCACAAUGGGUUUAAACUCUUUUCCUCCUUCUCUUCAGAAUGUGGUUCCUGACCUAAGCUACACUGUCCGUUCCCCAAUGCUGGACAAGUGGGAGGGCAUCAAACAGCUAAAAGCAGCACUUUGGGCCUUGGUCAGUAUAAUGGAGAAUGACUAACUACCACAUCUGUUGUCAUCAUCAGAGUUCCACAGUUAUGUGCCAAUUAUUGAUAAGAUUCACACAUUAAAUAGUUUUCAUAAUAACAUGAGUAUGAAUGUUUUUCAACUGUUUGUUUCCAGGGUAACAUAGGGUCGUCAAACUGGGGGUUGAACCUCUUGCAGGAGGAGGGGGUGAUCCCUGACAUAGUGGUUCUGGCCCUGCACUGUGAGGUCCUCUCCAUCAGGGGGUAAGACACAUUGAUAUUUGAAACUCAUAUUCAAGGUGCUUCUAAUGAAGCAGCAUGCUUGUGCUGUCCCAUAAGAAAACUAUAUCUCUGUCCAGGAUCUCUCUGUAAUGUCUGUUUGCUGUCUCUGUGUAGGACGUGUCUGUACGUGUUGGGGCUGAUCUCGAAGACACGUCAGGGCUGUGACAUGCUGAAGCAGCACGGCUGGGAUGCUGUAAGACACAGCCGCCGGACGCUGUGGCCCGUUGUCCCAGACGACAUGGAGCCCCCCCCCAACCCUCCCAGCCUGCUGUCCUCUGUCCCCUCCAGCCUCAGCCUGGCCUCUGACUCCACCAGCUCUAGACACAACAGCGAGAGUGACUCCACACAGCCCAGUAAGUCUCAGCCCAGUUUCAGUCUGUAGUCAUCAUAAUACAACUGGUAUUCAUUUAUUUUUAACCUGUACAGUAUCGCCAAAUGUUUACUCCAUACUACGAAGAGUUAACCUUGAGUGGUCAUUUCCAGGUAUGUACAUCAUGGAUGAUGAGAGGCUGGAGAACUGUGACCUGUCGGACGAUCCUCCCAUGUACAUGAGACCCAAGUACAAGGACCGCAGCCCCUUCACCCUCCUGGCCUCCAGCCGCUUCCGCAACCACCUCCUCCACUCCCUGUCGCUCUCCGGGAAGAUGCUGCGCAGCACCAGUGACCCCAAGGGCACCACCAGGGACCACGGAGGAGGGAUGGAAGGGGAACAGGGGCGCAAACGCACCGUCACUGAACCCAGCUACACCUUUGGAUCUUCAGAUGUCUUCCCAAUCUAUAAUGACGGCCACCUGCCCAAAAGCCCCUCUGCCAACCUAGAAACUUCCAUUGUGGGCAGCAAGGCCUCUGAGAACCAGGACAGCACCCCCAGCUUUGGGGAGGGCGAGGAAGAUGGGGAGGGGGAGGGGAGGCUGCCAGGCCGGUCAGUGGGGGUAGGAGGGUCAGGGGUGGGGGAGAACCAGAGAGAGCAGACUAGCCGGGAACGCCUGGCUGGGGAUGGCCCGUCCGGAGGGGGCGGGGGAGCUCCGUUUAAAUCGCGCAGUCAGAGCUUCAACACGGACACGACCACCAGCGGCAUCAGCUCUAUGAGCUCCAGCCCCUCCAGGGAGACCCUGCCCUCCACCAUCGACACGGACGGUGUCAGCCUCAACAGUGUGAUCAGCGCUAAGACCAUCCAGACCCUGACUUCCCUCACGCCCCAGCCCCACACCACCCACCUCUCCUCCCUGUCCAAGUCCAGCUCUGCCUCCCUGGUGCCCCCCGGCUCCUCCCACACCCUCCCCCGCCGCGCCCAGUCAAUCAAGUCGCCCUCAUUGACCACCCUGAGCGGCCUGACAGACUGCAGCCUCAUGUACUCCAACUCCCGCGACGCGCUGGGCUACGCCACUCUGAAGUACGCCACUUCCUGUGACACGUACGCCAGUCAGCGUGAUGCACUGGGAUACGCUACUCUGAAGAGGCUGCAGCAGCAGAGGAUCCACUCGUCCCUGUCCCACAGCGAGGCUCUGGCCUCCCCAGCCAAAGACGUGCUCUUCACUGAUACCAUCACCAUGAAGACUGGCAGCCUGGACUCCAGACUCACCCCACGGUGGUAACAUGAACACACACACACAUUGAAACAUAUGCCUCCACUCACUCUGUCCCCCUUGACUCGUACCUGUCCACACACACACUCCCUUAAGAACUCCUUUUCUAGAAUCUCCCAUGACUACAGUACUACUUCUCUGAAUACUCUUUCUCAGCCCGUUCUUUUACUUCCUGUUCUUGCUCCACUCUUCUCUUUAGAUUCUCCUCAUUCUUUGAUGACAAGAUCAACUGAGUUUGACCUCUGCUCUGGCUUGAAUUCAAGUUGCAAUGAGGUUUUGUUCUGUAAUCUGCUGAAAUAUUGAGUGUUAAACGUACCAGGAACUUUGUUGAAACCAAAAAGCAUUACUCAUUCCAUUUGUAAACAUAGCAACAUUUCUGUCGUCCACUCUCUCAGUAGGCUUAUCAUCCCAUCCCCGGAAUCAUGUUCUUAAAAACGUCUAUUGACGCACCAGAGCAUUAAUCUAAGUAACGUAAUAAAAAAAUCCCCAUGAAAGUCUGUCAGUUUAAACUAGAGACACUAUAUGACCAAAAGUAUGUGGACACCUGCUUGUCGAACAUCUCAUUCCAAAAUCAUGGGCAUUAAUAUGGAGUUGGUCCCCCAUUUGCUGCUAUAACAGCCUCCACUCUUCUGGGAAGGCUUUCCACUAGAUGUUGGAACGUUGAGCGGGGACUUGCUUCCAUUCAACCACAAGAGCAUUUGGAAAGGGCCUUCACCAAACUGUUGUCACAAAGUUGGAAGCACAGAAUCGUCUAGAAUGUCAUUGUAUGCUGUAGCGUUAAGAUUUCCCUUCACUGGAACUAAGGGGCCUAGCCCGAACCAUGAAAAACAGCCCCAGACCAUUAUUCAUUCUCCAUCAAACUUUACAGUUGGCACUCUGUAUUGGGGCAAGUAGCGUUCUCCUGGCAUCCGCCAAACUCAGAUUUGUCCGUCGGACUGCCAGAUGGUGAAGCGUGAUUCAUCACUCCAGAGAACGCGUUUCCACUGCUCCAGAGUCCAAUGACGGCGAGCUUUACACCACUCCAGCCGACUCUUGGCAUUGCGCAUGGUGAUCUUAGGCUUGUGUGCAGCUGCCUGGCCAUGGAAACCCAUUUCAUGAAGCUCCCGACGAACAGUUCUUGUGCUGACGUUGCUUCCAAAGGUAGUUUGGAACUCGGUAGUGAGUGUUGCAACCGAGGACAGACAAUUUUUACACGCUUCAGCACUCGGCGGUCUCGUUCUGUGAGCUUGUGUGGCCUACCACUUCGCGGCUGAGCCGUUGUUGCCCCUAGAUGUUUCCACUUCACAAUAACAGCACUCACAGUUGACCGGGGCAGCUUUAGCAGGGCAGAAAUUUGACAAACUGACUUGUUGGAAAGGUGCCAUCCUAUGACGGUGCCACGUUGAAAGUCACUGUGCUCUUCAGUAAGGCCAUUCUACUGCCAAUGUUUGUCUGUGGAGAUUGCAUGGCUGUGUGCUUGAUUUUAUACACCUGUCAGCAACGGUCUGGCUGAAAUAGCCAAAUCCACUAAUUUGAAGGGGUGUCCACAUACUUUUGUAUAUAUAGUGUAUCUGUUUUUUUGCAUGGGCUGCGUCUCAAUCCAGUUAUCUGCCUAUGUCAGCCUAUCGCAUAGCGGUGAAAGGUGGCCGAGCUACAACAGUGUUUAUCAGAACAUGAGACACCGGAAAAUUGGUGUUCUCACGAAAACGUCUGUAGCAUCCGAAUGAUUUGACCUACAAACUAAUAUGAUUUUGGAAUGAGGUGUUCGACGAGCAGGUGUACCUUUCCUGCCUGCUAACUCACUGCAUGUCUUUUUAUCUCCAGGUUCCUGAAGGCUCUGAGUUUUGCCUCCCUGGACAAGGAGGAUCUGCUGAGCCCCAUCAGCCAGAGCACUCUGCAGCGGUCCUCCUCAGUGAGAUCCAUGCUGUCCAGCGCCACCUACGGCAGCUCUGAUGACUUCAUCGGCCUGGCGCUGCCUGUGGACAUCAACAACAUGUUCCAGGUACUGACCAUCGUAUGACCCCUCUCUCUGAACCCAGAUGCACUGAGCCCUCUUUCCCCCCUCAUCCCUCUUCCCCCCCUCCAUCCCUCUUUCCCCCCCCCUCAUCCCUCUUUCCCCCCCAUCCCUCUUUCCCCCCAUCCCUCUUUCCCCCUCUCCCUCUUUCCUCCCCCCUCAUCCUCUUGCCUCUCAUCACUCUUUCCCCCCAUCACUCUUUCCCCCCCUCAUCCUCUUUCCCCCCAUCCCUCUUUCCUCCCCUCAUCCCUCUUUUCCCCCCUCACUGCCCUCUUUCACCCCCCCCAUCCUCUUUCCCCCCUCAUCCCUCUUUUCCCUCCCUCAUCCUCUUUUCCUCCCCCUCAUCACUCUUUCCCCCUCCCCCCCUCAUCCCUCUUUCCCCCCUCAUCCCUCUUUCCCUCUCAUCACUCUUUCCCCCCCUCAUCCCUCUUUCCCCCCCUCUAUCCAUUUAUUUUACUUCUACUCUACACUCUACUAAGGAAAUAGAGGUUGUUUACCAAUAUGAUCUAUUUAAGACCUCUAUUUAAACUUGUGUCAUAACUCCAUCAUAUAUUUGGAUAAAGCUGUUGAGUGUUACUGCAAUGUGUUAAUUUUGUUCUGAUAAAAGAAACAACACCAUAAUUUCCAGGGGCCCCCCUCUGAGGACAGAUCUGCCAAAUUCUUCUCUGGAGACUCAGAUGGUAAGAAACAGGCCGGGGCCAACACAAUCUGUUUUCUUCAGUAAGAAGUUGUAUAACACUGAGUUUAGCACAGGGGUAAUGAUGACUCUGCUACUGAUACAGUAGGCCCGCUCAGGACCAACCGGUUUGAAUAAAAAGGGGAAAUGCAUGAUCAUGUGGAUAUGUGCCCCUUCUCCCAGGCCCCAGCCCUCACUCCCGGCAUGCUGUGCUUCGCUCCCAGCUGAGCAUCACCGAGCUGAUGGGGGUGAGCCGGGCGGAGCAGCAGAAGCUGCUGGGAUCAGAGGAGACUGGUCUACAGGAACACAACGAUGACAACUGUCUCUACUGCACCGGGCUUUCUGUGCUCGGCUUCAGCGCUUCCAACAGCAGCCCAGGUAAGUGGCAGAUACAAACACCAUACAACAGAACAUUGUGCUGUUUAUCAAUUCGUGCCCUUUGCGUCAUUGUACUUCCUUGUAUGUUUAUAUUAUUAGCAGUCAGCAACCAAUAAACCACUUAAUUAAACUCACCUUUCUCCAUCAGACUUGACGGAGGAACCCCCUUUCUCAGAGUGGUGCGAUCCGCCUGUGCAGAACCACCUGGAGGUCAUGGGCCAAACCAAACUGUCAGGAGUGUCCGGGUGCAGUGAUGCUGUGUCCCAGGGCUCCCCAGGAAGCAUCCGCAGCACUGAACUGGUUUUGGGUAAAUGUCAUGUUUUCAUUUUCUCUCAUACAAUGCUUUUCUCCAAGCGAAGGGUUUUCUUUUGUUGUUGAGGAGGGAUGGACUAACCCUACUGGCUCUCUGUGGUCUCUCUCCCCCCUCAGGAGUGAAGUCCAUCCCAGAGGAAUCUCCGGCCGGCAGGGUUCUCCUCAGGAAGGAGGUCCUGCGUCUCGUGGUCAACCUCAGCUCCUCUGUGGGGACCAAAGGCCAUGAGACGAACCUGCUAACGUAAGACACACACACACACACACACACAUACACACACACACACACACAUAUAGACACACUCAAACUGAGGUUGAUAUCCCUGGCUGUGUGUGUUGUCUUGACAGGAUCAAGGAGAAGUUCCCCUAUGCAUUCGAUGACAUCUGUCUCUACUCUGAGGUGUCUUACCUGCUGGCCCACUGCAUGUUCCGUCUGUCCGCACGCCGCUUCAUCCAGGAGCUCUUCCAAGACGUGCCAUUCAUUCCGGUAAACAACACACACAUUCAUAAAUAAUAAACAAUGCAUGUUGGCUGUUCUUCUAUUCACUUCUGUCUCUUCCUCAGAUGUACGAAGAGGCAGAGAGCAUCCUCUCCAAGCUGCCAAAGAACGGACCAGCCGACCCUCCACCUGAGCCCUGA